AUGACAGCACACCUAAAUGAAACCAUCUCCGCUGAGGUCUCAGACUUCGUCCUGAAUUGUUUUGUCAGGUCCCCCAGCUGGCAGCUCUGGCUGUCCCUGCCCCUCAGCCUCCUCUUCCUCCUGGCCAUGGGGGCCAAUGGUAUUCUUCUGAUCACCAUCUGGCUGGAGACCUCUCUUCACGAGCCCAUGUACUACCUGCUCAGCUUCCUCUCUCUGCUGGACAUCGUGCUCUGUCUCACCGUCAUCCCCAAGGUCCUGGCCAUCUUCUGGUUUGACCUCAGGCCCAUCAGCUUCUUUGCCUGCUUCCUCCAGAUGUUCAUCAUGAAUUGCUUCCUUGCCAUGGAGUCCUGCACAUUCAUGAUCAUGGCCUAUGACCGCUAUGUAGCCAUCUGCCACCCACUACAAUAUGCAUCCAUCGUCACGGAUCAGUUUGUAGCUAAGGCUGCCAUUUUUACUUUGGCCAGGAGUGUCCUUAUGACAGUGCCUAUCCCCAUUCUCUCUGCCCAACUCCAUUCUUGUGGGAGAACUGUCAUUGAGAACUGCAUCUGUGCCAAUAUGUCAGUCUCCAGGCUCUCCUGUGAUGACAUCACCAUCAAUCGUCUCUACCAGUUUGCUGGAGGCUGGACACUGCUGGGGUCUGACCUCAUCCUCAUCUUCCUCUCCUACACCUUCAUACUUCGAGCUGUGCUGAGACUCAAGGCAGUGGGUGCUGUGGCCAAGGCCCUAAGCACAUGUGGCUCCCACUUCAUUCUUAUCCUGUUCUUCAGCACCAUCCUUCUGGUCUUCGUGCUCACUCAUGUGGCCAAGAAGAAAGUCUCUCCUAAUGUUCCAGUCUUGCUCAAUGUCCUUCACCAUGUCAUUCCUGCAGCCCUCAACCCCAUUGUCUAUGGGGUGCGAACCCGGGAGAUCAAGCAAGGAAUCCAGAGGCUACUGAAGAAAGGAUGGUAA
Miniopterus natalensis is the source of this 948-nucleotide messenger RNA. RefSeq names its product olfactory receptor 56A3. NCBI's taxonomy places the organism in Eukaryota, Metazoa, Chordata, Mammalia, Chiroptera, Miniopteridae. Gene Ontology annotation, cellular component: plasma membrane. Gene Ontology annotation, molecular function: G protein-coupled receptor activity; olfactory receptor activity. Gene Ontology annotation, biological process: G protein-coupled receptor signaling pathway. The record is from RefSeq and is a predicted model, not a curated record.